Molecule: messenger RNA, 1608 nt
Organism: Amorphotheca resinae ATCC 22711
Lineage: Eukaryota; Fungi; Ascomycota; Leotiomycetes; Helotiales; Amorphothecaceae
Exons: 6
Coding region: 1-1608 (535 amino acids)
Biological process (GO): proteolysis
Molecular function (GO): serine-type exopeptidase activity; dipeptidyl-peptidase activity
Source: RefSeq, a predicted model, not a curated record
AUGAGGUUUUCCAUCUUUUCCGCCCUCUCGCUGCUCGUUGCCAGUGCGACGGCCGAGAAUCAGUUCCUGCAUCUCGGACGCUUGCUCCCGCCCGUCGAAGAGGGGUCCUCGCUCCCCGCCGCAGGAGUCGCCUCCAAUACUACCGGCUCUGGCUUCUUUACGCAGUUACUAGACCAUGAGAACCCGAGUGCGGGAACCUUCCAGCAGAGGUUCUUCUGGAAUUCAGAGUAUUGGGGCGGCCCGGGCUCACCUGUUGUGUUCUUUACACCGGGCGAGAUUUCCGCGUCGGGUUAUGGUGAUUAUUUGACCAAUGUCACCAUCACCGGUCUCUAUGCGCAAGAGAUCAAGGGCGCGGUCGUUAUGGUAGAGCACCGAUACUGGGGCGAGUCUUCUCCAUACGACGACCUGAAUGCCGAGACUCUCCAAUAUUUGACUUUGAGCAAUGCCAUUGCCGACUUCGUCAACAUCGCAAAGACCAUUGACCUGCCGUUCGACACUAAUCACAGCAGCAAUGCGGACAAGGCACCGUGGGUUCUCUCGGGCGGAUCCUAUUCGGGUGCGAUCGCAGCUUGGACGGAAUCUACAUCCCCUGGUACUUUCUGGGCAUACCAUGCUUCCAGUGCACCAGUGGAGGCCAUCUAUGACUACUGGCAAUACUUUGUUCCAAUCCAGCAAGGCAUGCCCGUCAACUGCUCCAGAGACGUUACCCUUGUGAUCGAUUAUAUAGACAAUAUCUUGAUGCAUGGCACGCCCUCCCAGAUCUCCUCAUUGAAAGCUAUGUUUGGAAUGGAAGCUGUCGAACACAAUGACGAUUUUGCUGUUGUACUUGCCAACGGCCCAUACCUAUGGCAAUCGAACAGCUUCUACACAGGCUACUCUGGCUUCUUCCAGUUCUGUGAUGCCAUCGAGGGCGUCCAACCCGGACAGGCCGAUACACCUGAUGAAAAUGGUGUGGGUUUGGAGAAGGCUCUUGCUAACUACGCCAAUUAUGUCAAUACCACUAUCCUCCCCGGCUACUGCCAGGGCUAUGGCUACGAGUCUCCAACGGACCUAUCAUGUCUGAAUAGCUACGAUCCGUCCAACUACAUCUUCAGCCACACGCACAUCAACGACACCGCCGCUAUCUCCGCCGACAGACAAUGGAACUGGAUGCUUUGCAACGAGCCGUUUGCCUACUGGCAGGAUGGAGCACCAAGGAGCACACCGACCAUUGUCUCCCGUCUUGUUACAGCGGAAUACUACCAACGCCAAUGCUCCCUCUACUUUCCAACCGUAAACGGAUAUACAUACGGCAGCGCCAUCAACCCGAACAACAACGUUCACCAAGUUAACAAGCACACCCAGGGCUGGCGAUUAGAAGACACCACCCGUCUCAUCUGGACCAACGGGGAAUUCGACCCUUGGCGCACAUCCGGCGUAUCAUCCGAGUUCCGCCCCGGCGGCCCUCUCCAAUCGACGGCUCAACACCCGGUCCAGAUCAUUCCUGGCGGGUUCCACUGCUCAGAUCUGAGGCUGAAGAACGGGCAGGUCAACGCGGGUGUUCAAACAGUGAUCGAUAAUGAAGUUGCGCAGAUCGUGGCAUGGGUUCAGGAAUAUUAUGCUCAGUGA